This is a messenger RNA of Cyphellophora europaea CBS 101466, 945 nucleotides long. RefSeq lists its product as uncharacterized. The record is from RefSeq and is a predicted model, not a curated record. Bases 1 to 945 code for a protein of 314 amino acids. The transcript has a single exon. NCBI's taxonomy places the organism in Eukaryota, Fungi, Ascomycota, Eurotiomycetes, Chaetothyriales, Cyphellophoraceae.
AUGGAGGCUCUUUCGCACUCUGUCUGCCGGAGCUGCCGCACGAGAUUCGUUAGCGGCGUCAAUCCUUCAUCACGACCCUUCAGUAGCACGACGACUUCGCGUGCCAUUCCACCCGAGUCUCCGCUCUUCGUCGAUGUCCCACGGUCCUUCCAACCCGACCUUCGGCGCCGGCCUAUCCAGAAAGGCUACCUACCUACGCCCAAGCAAAUCUUCCCACGUAGUCGACCUGAGAAGCUCACUUCAGAAUACGCCCUCGCCGCUACACCAUUGCCCAAGAACCCAGUCGACCUCAAUGAUCCUUCCCUCUCCGAACAUGCGCGCUAUAAAGCCCGUAUGGCCGAUCUGCGCAGAUCUCACCUUCGCAGCGGCCUCUCCGAGCUGCAGGUCCGCAAAACUUCUCUCGACAAGCGCACGCAGCUGCGCUCGCAGAUGAAGCGAGCCGAGUCCGAGCGCCUGGUCCACCAGGCUCCGCGUGAAGAUGAGCGGCUCACCAAUGCUUCCAUUCCGGCUUCUAUGAGCCCGGACAUCAAGCACCACUUCUCCCCGGCAGAGGCCCUGGCCCUGCAUGAGCAGAAAAUGCAGAACGUGGCGAGAGCCGCGUCCCAGAAAGUGGCGGAGCGUACUGACCAGCUGCACACAUUGUACGUCAACGCGAAGAACUUCAUCACGAGCGAGGAGCAGCUGCUCGAGGCCGUCAAGCGGGAGUUUGCGCCCGACCGCUUUGGACAUAAUAAUAAGAGCAUGUGGGACAAGAGGAGCGAUACCGGAGCGCACAACCAGAGAUUCAGCAAGGUGGGUCCGGAGGGCAUCCAGGACAUGUUGCUGGGCCAGGGAGUCUCGGGCGGCACAACUGAGCCCAGGGGCGCCCUUAGGGAUGCAUUGGCGAGAAACGAUGCUGAGAGGAUGAAGAAGAUUGGUGAGAAGUUGAGUGGUGGUAAGAUCUAG